Messenger RNA from Mytilinidion resinicola, 573 nucleotides. RefSeq lists its product as uncharacterized. Bases 1 to 573 code for a protein of 190 amino acids. The transcript is spliced from 2 exons. Lineage: Eukaryota; Fungi; Ascomycota; Dothideomycetes; Mytilinidiales; Mytilinidiaceae. The record is from RefSeq and is a predicted model, not a curated record.
AUGGGUCUGCCCGUGUGCCGUAGUCUUGAGAAGAAGGGCAAGAUUUCAUCUCAUAAGAUAAUGACGGGAUACAUGUUCUGGAAAUACUCAACAGAACUUGGGUAUCGUGUCGGUUAUAAUGAUAGGCUUUCUGGCCAUGCCCUUCGCAGAGGUCUCGGAAACGGUCUUGAAGUUGCAGCAAGACAACAGAUCAUGGGACACCAUGGCACCACUGAUCAAGUCUUUCAGAAGUACUACGCCUGCAAUACUGUCGGGAUAGAUCUUCCCUCUCUUGUCCGAAGAAGAUCUCAAAAUCAAGACUACAUAAAUUUCGCCCGGUGUAUCACCUUCGGCAGGCAUACCAAUGCGCCGGCUCCACCGGGAUCGUUUAUCAACAGCCCGGAUCAAUUCGUCCCUUCAAAGGAAGAGCUGGCUAGAUUGGAAUUAAGAUAUCCUGGACGUGAGAAACGUGACCUCGUAAGAGUUGCAAAGAAGGAAGAUAUCAAAAGGAGGAGAGAAGCAUUCUUUGCUGACGUUGAACACCACCGCACUGGUGAAAGCAAUGCAAGCUCACAGGACGCGAACCAAAUUUAG